Molecule: messenger RNA, 273 nt
Organism: Suillus paluster
Lineage: Eukaryota; Fungi; Basidiomycota; Agaricomycetes; Boletales; Suillaceae
Exons: 3
Coding region: 1-273 (90 amino acids)
Biological process (GO): mitotic cell cycle
Cellular component (GO): DASH complex; mitotic spindle
Source: RefSeq, a predicted model, not a curated record
AUGCAGGAGAAGAAAAAAGAGUUUGAGGCUGUCGCUGCGCUUGAACGUGCUAGCGCUCUGUUCCUGAAACGCAUAGAGGGUCUUGCGGACGAUUGCGAGGUUAUGGCUGAUGCUGGCCAAGUGUAUGGUCAGGUGCUCGAGCAGUGGCCCCUCAUGUUCCAAACCUUGAGCCUGUUUUUGAAUAGCCGUGAACGGCACACGGCCGAUUCCAGUGACGACAUCACUUUACUCACAGAAGACCGACUUGUUCGUGUUCCACUCGACGAACUCUAG